CCCUUCACGACGCUGUCUACCAACCUCAUCAAGGGAGGCAACGCCGUCAACACUGUCCCAGCCGAGUGUGAGUUCUCCUUCGAGUUCCGCAACCUUCCACAGGACACUGCGGCCACAAUCGACGGGCGCCUGCGAUCAUACGUGGACAAUGAGCUGCUUCCAGCCAUGAGAGCGGAGCUUGCGGAUGCCAGUAUUGAGAUCUCCGCGGUGGGUCCAGUACCGCCCUUUGAAGCGAAUGAGGAGUCAGACAUUGUUAAGCUCGCACGUGCACUCACAGGGGAUAAAGCUGUGCGUAAGGCUGCUGGUUGCACUGAGGCAGGGUAUUUUGAUGGUAUUGCAGGCAUUCCUACAGUGGUAUGUGGUCCCCUCGGUGAUGCAAUUCACUGUGCUAAUGAGUACGUAACUGUUUCACAGAUGGAGAAGUGUCGUGAUUUCCUGCUGAAAGUAGCGGAAAGCCUCAAGUUCUCUUCCGCACAUCUGUAA
Messenger RNA from Trypanosoma theileri, 483 nucleotides. RefSeq names its product glutamamyl carboxypeptidase. Gene Ontology annotation, molecular function: acetylornithine deacetylase activity. The record is from RefSeq and is a predicted model, not a curated record. The transcript has a single exon. The annotation marks the transcript as partial. NCBI's taxonomy places the organism in Eukaryota, Euglenozoa, Kinetoplastea, Trypanosomatida, Trypanosomatidae. Gene Ontology annotation, biological process: L-arginine biosynthetic process.